Fusarium venenatum is the source of this 4719-nucleotide messenger RNA. RefSeq names its product quinon protein alcohol dehydrogenase-like superfamily. NCBI's taxonomy places the organism in Eukaryota, Fungi, Ascomycota, Sordariomycetes, Hypocreales, Nectriaceae. The record is from RefSeq and is a predicted model, not a curated record. Gene Ontology annotation, molecular function: protein binding.
AUGGUUGGCCGGCAUCGCCUUGAGAAGUGGAAGAACAUCUUCAGGGGAAGAAAAUCGGAAGAUGAGCCAAGUACGGUUACAUUACCAGUCCGCAAUCCGACCCCGCCCUCGAUUUCCAAGCCAAUUACAGAUCCAGAACAACCUCCUGUCGACGAGCAGCCACAGCAUAAGGCAGAACGGAAUGAGCUGCAAGAGAAACUAUGGAAUGAGGCUUACGAUACCCUCCACAAAGGUGGAAAUAAGUAUAUCGUCGAAUAUGAAGAGAUUCUUUUGACUGAGCUUAAGAAUGACAACCCUGAUAUAGCCUCACUGGGAACUUCCUAUGAAGAGCGGUGGCGCAACAUGCAACGACUCGUUGAACUUGGUUUGAAGAAGACUGAAACAGAAGCCAAGAUCUACGGGAAGGUGAACGAUGGACUGCAGCUCUUUGACACGGUGAGAUCACUCGUCACACCAGCCGUGUCAGCCGUCCCGCAAGCUGCCAUUCCCUGGGUUGGGGUUUGCUUCAUCCUUGAAGUCUUUUCCAACCCCGCCAAACAGCCAGGCGUCCAUCGCGCAGGACUUCAGCACGUUCUGUCUCGUGUCAACUGGUACUGGAACCUAACAGAGCUUCUCCUCCAAGACAAUUUGAAAGCGAAAGAAGACAUCAGGAUAACCGCAUUGUCCAACCUGCGACAGGACCUCAGGUCAUAUGUGCUAGAUCUGUAUCAAAAGUUUCUCUCUUACCUCAUAGAGAGUAUCUGUUACUUUCACAAGAAUCGCGCCACUGCUUUCCUCAAGAGUGUAGUUUACAUAGACUAUUGGGGGGGCAAGCUCACGGACAUCGAGGCCUCAGAGGCAGAAUUCGAAAGAAUGUCUCAGAAGUACAAUACGACAGAAUCACGCGAAAGACUCGGGACUCUAGUCAUUGGUGUCAAGAACAUCGAGAAGGCUAUUGAUCGCCAGACUCAGCAGCUACAAAAGCUUAACGAGGACGAGAGCGACAAGAUCUGCUUCCAGGAUCUUUAUACAACCAAUCCAUUCAUGGACAAAACGCAGAUCGAAUAUGACAAGGGUACACCUUUGCCCCAUUGUUAUUCGUGGAUUUUUCUCACUGAGGGUUUCCAGAACUGGCAACAAGACCCUGAUCAAAGACUGCUUUGGAUCAAAGGUGACCCUGGGAAAGGCAAGACAAUGCUCCUCUGUGGCAUCAUUGAUCGCCUUGAUGAGAUGACGCCGAACCUUAUCUCGUGUUUCUUCUGCCAAGCCACUGAGAAUUAUCAGAAUGAUGCAACAGCAGUUCUUCGCGGCCUGAUCUGGAGCCUUGCCUGUCAACACCCUGAUCUUAUCACCCAUGUGCGCACUCAAUUUGACAACUCAGGUCGAAAAGCGUUCGAUGGACCAAACAAAUGGGAGGUUCUGUCUGGCAUCUUGAAGAAAAUGGUGUCAGACAGAGACAAUCACGUCCCAGAAGGCACCACCAUUGUGAUUGAUGCCCUUGACGAGUGCAUCAAAGACAACGACAAGCUUCUUGAUCUUAUCGUGGAUAUCUGCGCCGAUAAGGACUCUCGAAUAAAGUGGAUUGUUUCGAGUCGCAAUUGGGUAGAAAUCGAAGACACCAUCAUGGACGAAUCGAUUAGCCCCCGACGGCUUAUUCUAUCUCUGGAAGAUAAUGAAGAAGUUGAGCAGUCGAUCAAAAAGGCUGUUGAUGCAUUUAUCAAGCACAAGGUUGAAGAGCUAAAAAAGAAAAAGAAGCAUGCGGAGAUCCCGCCUGAGGUUAACGAGAUCUUCACUGAAAAGACGGGCAACACCUUUCUCUGGGUGGCUUUGGCUUGCAAGAGAUUGGAGAGCAAGGAUGUCGAGCCAUGGCAGAUUCUCGAUAUACUCAAGGGAUUGCCAUCUGGCUUAAAGGACCUUUACAGGCGCAUGAUACAAGAGGUUAUGAAUUCCAGUCAUGCUUCACAGUGCAGGGAUAUUUUAGCAGCUGCUACCCUGGCGCAUCGCCCGAUGUCAUUGGCAGAGCUGUCAUCCAGUUCUAAGUCACUCUCUCAGCAUUCGAAUAGACUUGACGCUCUUAAAAGGCAGGUCUUGCGUUGCAAAGGUUUCCUAGUUGUCUCAGAUGACGUAGUGUCGUUUGUACAUCAAUCCGCCAAGGACUUUCUGUUGGAAGACCAGCUUGCGAAGGAGUUUGUCUGGGAAGCGGAGAGCGAGGAUCAACUAUCGAAGAGUAUUCUUCACAAUCACCAUAAUAUUCUACUUACAAUGUUGGAAACGAUGAAGAAGACGCUCAAAUACGAUAUAUACGAUCUUAAGAAACCGAGUGCAGAAGUACCGAUUCCUGACGAAGAGGAUGCCUUCGACCCCUUGGACCCGGUGGAGUAUGCAUGUUGCUAUUGGGCCGACCACAUUUUGACAUUCGACGACGAAAGUGCAGCCGCUACUCUUGACUUCCUAAAGGCGUCGCUUCUCUACUGGCUAGAAGCUUGCUCACUGGUCGGAGAGGUGGUUACUACAGUACUGGCGAUUCAAAAGCUGCAGAAGCUACUUAUUGGUACAGAAUACCACGAAUUGGUCAGUGUCUUGCAAGACGCUAAUCGGUUUGUCCUAAGUUUCAAGACUGCAAUCGAAUUGUUUCCUUUGCAAAUUUACACGUCCGGACUUCUCUUCAGUCCUAAGAGUUCUAUCGCCCGGCAAGCCUUCCAACAACAUACCUUUGAAACAUCGUGGCUCGACCUACCUGUUCCGGAAGACUGGGAUGCUUGUGUCCAGACUCUUGAAGGCCAUACAUCCACAGUAUUGAACCUCGCCUUCUCUGGUAACGGCCAAUGGCUCGCAUCUGCAUCUGAAGACUCUACACUCCGAAUCUGGGACGUAGCAACGGGCGUUUGCUUACAGACUAUGGAGUAUCCGUAUGAAGACGUACAGGCAGCUGCAUUUUCCCCGGAUAGCACUUGCCUUGCGUUGUCUACAGGCCAUGAAAUUCAUUUUUGUGAUACCAAGUCAAAUGAAUUCAGCACAGUUCGCACAGUUUCAGUCUUAGGAACUCCUACUAUUGGUCUUCUUUUCUCACCGGAUGGCAACUGGCUCGCCUGUUGGUCUACAAGGGGGAAGGUUCGGAUUCUUGACGCGAAAACGGGUGAUUGCAUUUAUGAUUUCACACUCGAGCAAGGACGUGCACCUCCGAUCAAACAGCAGAAUCGAUUUUCAUUUUCAUCCAACAGCCAACGUAUAUUGGUUGGGUCAGGAAAGGUUGCAAUCCGCGAUAUAGUCAAGGGGUCAUGGAUCACCGAAGAUCAAAUUUCGCCUGGUCGUCUUUUGACGUCUGCUUUUUCCUCAGAUGGGACAUGGGUGGGACACGCCUAUGGCGAACAUGGGCAUUCUAUUUGGAGGAUUUCCGACAGCGGCGUUGAGCUCAAGUUCGAAAUUCUCCGAGAAGACGGGCUCGGAUUGCCGGCCUUGGGUCAAUAUGUUAUACCUUUGCCCUCGUGGAACAGGCCGUCGGCCUUUUCAGGCGACGGCAAGCAGGUUGCAACAUGCACUCAAUAUCCCUACAGGAUCGCCAUAAUUGAGGCUUCAACUGGAGACACGUCAUUUGCAGACGCUCGAGACUCAGCAGAUGCUGCACUUGGCCUUCCCAAAGCAAUGGCCUGGUCAAAUGACAGUCAAUGGCUCGCUGUUGGGGGAGUUGAAGGAAAUGGUGAAAUCACUAUCUGGGAUUCAAAGGCAAUCAAAAAUGGCAGCAAAGAGAAUCAAAUUAGGAAACGUAUACGUACAAUGGCGCUGUCAACAGAUGGUCAGAGGUUUGCCACGGGUUCUGAAGACGGCGUUGUCGAGAUCCAAGAUAUGGCGCGUCCAGGCAACAACGUGCUUACACUCAAGGGCCACGAUUCUAUUAUACACGGGAUAGUGUUUUCCCCAUCUGGAGACAUGCUCGCAACUCAGUGCUCGUACCAUGUCAAGAUAUGGAACAUCAAAGUGGCUGGUGAAUGUGUACACACAUUUAAGGUUGGCCCGAUCGACAUUCAAAUGAUUUCAGUAUCUUUUUGGCCAAUGGCAUUCUCGGCAGACGACUACCAAUUCGCAUUUACCAAGGGAGAAGAGAUCGUUGAACUUCAUGACCUCACAAAUCAGAGCAUGUCUGAACUCCAGAUGGAAAAUGUAUCCUGUCUAGUGUUUUCGCCUGACGGCUUGUCACUAGCAGCUGGAGAUCAAGUCGGGAAGAUCAGAAUCUGUGACUUACAAACCAAGGAUAUCCAGGAACACAAAUCCGGAUCUCACCAAUCUUCACACGCCAUUGCCUAUUCAUCUAAUGGUAAACUACUUGCAUACGCCACCACGACAGGAGAGAUUUACGUAUGGGAAAUGCCAGCAGCAAAGGGUAUUUUCAAACUGCAGACUGGGUUGCAGAUUGCACAAUUAUUGUUCAGCCCUGAUGGUAGAUCGCUUAUGACUGAACGAGGUCGUUUGACACCCGAAAGCUGGCCAUCCAGCACUGGUGUCCAAGAUGCUGAGACCGAGACUAAUGAACUAGCGGUAGUGCCGUUUGCUGCCCAAGGCUACGGAGUUGGGUUUGAUGGAGCUUGGCUGACAAAGGAUGGUGAGAGAUUGGUUUGGUUGCCACCUCAUUAUAGGUCGAGCUCUGACUUCCAGAAACAUGUACUUGUCUCUGAUUCAGCUGUUGCAAUUCGCAGCAGCUCUGAUCAGCUAUUAAUGUUUGGCUUUGAGAAUGGAUGGAAUUAG